Messenger RNA from Babesia bigemina, 3069 nucleotides. RefSeq lists its product as hypothetical. The record is from RefSeq and is a predicted model, not a curated record. The transcript has a single exon. Gene Ontology annotation, biological process: peptidyl-lysine monomethylation. Lineage: Eukaryota; Apicomplexa; Aconoidasida; Piroplasmida; Babesiidae. Bases 1 to 3069 code for a protein of 1022 amino acids. Gene Ontology annotation, molecular function: protein binding; protein-lysine N-methyltransferase activity.
AUGCAUGGUUCAAAUGAAAACAUUUGGUCCAACCUAUCGGUGAAGGAUAUUGUGGAAGACCGUAAUGUGUACCCGUCAUUAGACACGUCAUAUGAAAACAAUCGCGACCUUCAUGGUUAUAUAUGUGACAAUCACAUGUCACUUCACUUAGUAGCAAUAGUUGCAGCUUAUUUGUUGUUGAUUGGCGCGACGUUUCAAGGCUGUGGUUGCAGGAGGUGCUCGGUGUUUGAUCGCGGCUCUAAGCGAUUCGGGCUGCAACGCAAAAGGGCACAUCACGCCGCGUUUUUGUCGCGACAUAAUCCGUGGAACGUAGAUGUGUAUGGAAUCUCAGUGCAAAAAGCCUUACAUGCCGUCCAGGAGGAUGGAAGCAAUAGCACGUCUUCGGAGCUACUGAUCACUGGUGUCUGGAAUACACUGGCAAAAAUAGACAGUGCCGCAUCAUCUUUGGAGGUAAAGAGCGUAUCAAGGUUUGAGUAUAAUAGAGAGGCUAUCCUGGACACGUAUGAAGCUGCUAGAGACGCUGACUCUGCUUUGACCGGGAAUUCCUUUGAAGGGAUCAAUCAGCAGUUGUUCACACGAUUUGAUGGAGAUGAUGGUGUCGAACGAUCUGUAGUUGCCAAACAGGUGAUAAGCCCCGGAGUUGAAAUAGUGAAGGUGCCACAAAGUUUUGUUUUGUCCCUAGCGGACAUUAGGACUGAUUUGCUAUCAAAUCACCGCCUUCUCCAACAACAACCACCGACAGACAACUUAUCGCAUGCAUUUUUGGCGCAUAUAGAGAACCUGAAGAGGUUGAACUUGGGGCAGUUUAUGAGGGAGCCUUCCAUAGCCUGCUCAAGCGGUGACGAAACCACACACGAUGAAAACGCCAUUGGCACACACCAUGAUGAAAAACGUCACUCAUGCGGAUCGUUCGAUACUCCCGCACAAGCUGGAUGCAAUAGCGGCGUCGAAACCACUUGUAAUGUUGGCGUAGGGGUUCACCAAAAUGGCAACAUCGCAAGUGGGCAUUACGGUGGCGAAUUCGAGGGGAGGCUCUCAGCUCUCAUUGCAUCAAAAAAAUUAUGCAUGCUGAAGACGCUUUUAGUUGCCGACAGCGUGCUAUCUACCGGCGACGCGAUUACUGUCGCCUUGGAAAACAAGGCUUAUGAAUUGGUGUACCUCAACCGCAAUGAGCGUGAGCUACUGCUCCUCUCCCUUGGUCUGGCUGGCAUAUAUCAGAGGGCAAUAUUCUCGUUUGUUAUGCGAAUGAUCCACGAUCCUGUCGCGAUUCCUACCUUGCCCGAUGCCGAAGUUGUAAGGCUAAGCUGGGUUCACCACCUGCUAACGAAGGACAUGGGACACUUACCCCUGUUGAUGCCGGUGUCCGCGUCUAACCAGAUACAAGAGCCGAUUGUCAGUCAUCGUUUGCGUCAACGCCUUAUAGCUGUGAAUGACGUAAUGACCGCAGCCUUGGACCCGCUAUCUGUUGUUCAGGAUCGCAUCGAUAAGCUCUCACAGGCGCACUACAAAGUUGAAGACACGACACCUUUGCAAUCUGGUUGCGGGCCACUGAUAGUGGAUCGGAAGAUAAAAGCAGAGGUUGCAAUGGAAGAGAUAGAAAGCGAGCUUUUAGCGUUCGCAGACGGUAAAGGCUCGACCUAUAGCACUGGGCCGUUUGAAUGGAACAUCGAUGAUGUGCGCUCCGUCCUGACAGUUGAUGAAAGAUCAUCAUUCGAAUCGACUGAAGGGUCGGAUUGUGUUGAUAUUUUGCUGGCCUUUGAAAGUUACCUAACGGGUAAAUUGCAACCACAGCUGUACAAGCAUGUGAGCCCCGGUGCAUGGAUACGAGCCAUAAACGACGUAAUAACGCGUCGUACGUUCACAAACCUCUUCGCUUCUAUUGUUGCGCACAAUAUCAGGACUAUUGGGGAUGUUGGACAUGACGCAUGUGACAACUACACGCAACGCAGCUUCCUUCACAACAGGGCGCCAGGUAUAAUGGCCAAAUUGGCUACCGAUUCUUCUUCUAACAGCAGUUCUGUGGGUGUUGAAACAGGCGAGGCGUACAUCGUUCCUUUCUUGGAUCUCGUAAACCACGACUCUGCUGACCCGAAUUGCGCCAUAGAAAUGGAUUCGGGUGGGGGAGGUGGCUUCGUCCUAAAAUCUCUCCGCUCCAUCCAACCCGGAGAGGAAUUAAAGGUGAAUUACGGCAAUUUGGACAACAAUGUCUUCCUCCUGGAUUACGGCAUGCUCCUUCCUUUACAGCAGGACCAAGGGGUACUUAUGGAAGUUGAACCACAAUUAAUCACUCGUGCUGCUGAGUCUACAGGCAUGAGCGAACUGCUUCCUCGGACGUUUCCUGCCGGCCUGCCGCUGGAAAAACGCGAUCUGUUGCUUAGGGUGAACCUGUUUGAGAUCCCUAGUGACAAAGGAUUCCUGAGUCUCUACAACGAACCCUACUUCGAUGGAAUGCCGGUGGAAAUGUACAACGAGUUCGCCUCUAAGUUCUUGGCACGGCAAAACUCACAACAUCCAUCUUUUGAUGAUGAUAUAGACAUGGAAUCAAUUCGGCAGGAGAAAAGUCAAUACCACCCUGUUACCGGCGAAAUAUUUAACCACGGAGAGGUAACUGGCCGUAAGGAACCCAUGAAACUGGUCAAGAUAAGUGCUGGUGGCGUGCCCGAUGAACGCCUCGUAUGUGCGCUGAAGAUAUGCUUCUGUAGGACCAAGAAGCGUUUACAGUGGCUGGAACAGCAAGACACGAAGUACCUUGCAACUAGUGUGAAUUCUCCUCUAGAUGUCGACAUUUUCAAAGCUGCAUCGCUGGUAUGCUGCGAAUACAUCAAAAGCAGAUACAGGGAAACGAUUAUAGAUGACCUGCGCAAGGUAUCACACAAGGACCUGUUUGCAGCCAAUGGUGUCACUGGUGGUUCGGCAGCCCCGUUGCAGAAAUUGCGCGAAUGCAACACGGUAGAUAUACCGAAUGCCGUGCUGAUAUGUCACGCAUUGCGAGCAAAAAUGCCCCUCUACAGAUGCGCCAGUUACUUAGAAUCAAUAGGCAGGGAUUUCAAAAGUAAUGUUGUGCAUUAA